AUGGCGUUGCUAAUGACUCAAAAUAAUGAGUUGAAAAUGAGAGACGAAAAUAAUAAUAAACGGAUUUCGGACCUAGAGAACAAGCAAAAUCAGUUGUUUGCAUGGUUUUUUCAAAGAUUUCAGCCACAACCACCAUAUAGCCCGGGAACCCAACAAUCAGGCCACAGUCAACCUCCUCAACAGUCGGGCCAAAGUCAGCCUCCCCCUGCAUAUCCGUAUGCUGGCCAUAAUCAGCAACCUCUAUAUCCUGUGUAUCCGAUGCCUGCGCAGCCCAUGCCAUACAUGCAGCAGCCGCCCAUGCCAUACAUGCAGCAGCCGCCCAUGCCAUACAUGCAGCAGCCACCUUAUCAAGUGCCAGUAUAUCGACCUGAGAUGGCUGCUCCUAGUGGAUCUUUUCCUGAAGUUCUAGUUGGGGGGUUUUCUGGAAUGCUUGCAGGUGUUGGAUUUGAUGUGGACUUGUCGAGGAUUUUUGGAUCAGAUGGAGGAUCUCAAGAAGGAGGAUCUCAAGGAGGAGGAUCUCAAGGAGAAGAUUCUCAAGCAGAAGGAUCUGGACGACGUUCAGGCGCAGAUUCGGUUGGGUAG
Messenger RNA from Pyrus x bretschneideri (Chinese white pear), 582 nucleotides. RefSeq names its product annexin A11-like. The record is from RefSeq and is a predicted model, not a curated record. Lineage: Eukaryota; Viridiplantae; Streptophyta; Magnoliopsida; Rosales; Rosaceae. The transcript has a single exon. Bases 1 to 582 code for a protein of 193 amino acids.